Molecule: messenger RNA, 3660 nt
Organism: Serpula lacrymans var. lacrymans S7.9
Lineage: Eukaryota; Fungi; Basidiomycota; Agaricomycetes; Boletales; Serpulaceae
Exons: 21
Coding region: 99-3638 (1179 amino acids)
Biological process (GO): early endosome to Golgi transport; intra-Golgi vesicle-mediated transport
Cellular component (GO): TRAPPII protein complex
Source: RefSeq, a predicted model, not a curated record
GAGGAGAGCGCGUCUCCCAACAACGAUCAAACUCGAUUUCUCGUAUCCUCGUGGUCACCAUCAAUUCUGCUUAUAGCCUUAAACGAACCUAUCGGGUCAUGUCAGUUCAGCAUGUAGUCGUCACAUACGCGACUCUCCACGCUUUUCGCGCUUCAGAAAGCUGGAUUCAUGUACAUGAUGCCCUCCGUUCACAACUACCUCUCCGCAACAUUCACUGGAAGUCUGCUUCCCGCCCAACUCUCAGGACAAUACAAGAACUGGGUGUCUCUUUGGUCCCCCUAGACUCUAUCCGUGACGAACUGACCUCACAGAUACCAGUUACCUUGCUCGAGAAACCCUUCUUAAAUCUCUACAUCGUCUUUUGUGAGGAUGUCGAAGCAUAUAGGACAACCGUAAAGAGGCAGAUCAAGGAUUGGCACAACUUAGUAAUCCAAAAGAAAAACCAGGAGUGGCUCAUACUACAUAUUGUGCGCCCCGAUGCCAGAACAACAGAUCGAAGUUUUUUCAACAUGAAAGGAUCCGUCUUGGACAAAAUAAAAGCAGAUUUCAAUGUCGAUAAGCGGGACAGAUGUGUUCAAAUCGCGUGGUCUACCGGACUAAAUAGUCCAGCAAUAUGGGCGGACCUCAUAAACAAAUUCAAGGAUGGGUUACUUUCCGCGUUUGACUCUGCAGUUUCCCAGAGAGAGGAUGAAGUCAAACGCUCUGAAAGUCAGAGGCACAUGCCAGGCUGGAACUUCUGCACCUUCUUUAUCCUCAAGGAAAGCCUCGCUACCUCGUUUGAAGGAGUUAAUUUAUAUGAAGACGCCUUAAUACAAUAUAACGAACUCGAAGCUUCAUUCCUUCAAGUUCUCAGAGAGAAAAAUCUGUCCUGGUUUGGCAGCCUCAUUCAUCCUGCCCCAAAGGAUGAUUCAUCACCUCUCCUUUCUGUCAUCAAAAAACCUUAUCGGGACCUUAUCCUUGCCAACACCAUCUCAAUCUUUGACUUCCGUAUAUAUCUUCUCGCACGCCAGUGUGCUCUGCUCAGUCAACUGCGGCAGCCAAUUGAAAUAUGCAAGAAGACUAUCAGUUUCCUGGAAACGGUUGGUAGGCGACUGCGGGAAGUAAAAGCCAUAUUGCCCGAGUAUUUCAUCGAAACAUGGGUAUUUUCGUCUGCUCUCAGUGUCGUAGAUCAAUGCGACGUGUGGGCGGCGGGCUGGAAAAUGGAAGGUUCCUUUUUGGCCCACUUCAAUGCCAAUAAAGGGGAGCUUGUAGACGUUGCAAAACGUCAACUCGACGUACUAGGUGUGGAAAUUGGUCAUUUGCCAUCAAAGCUCCCAUUUUCUUUGUCUCUGCCCAGUGUCCCGACACCUCCAACUUCAUCUGCUGAAAAACGUAAAUCCUCUCAACGAAUAAGCCAAAGCGACAUCAUCUCGGCUAUCGGCGACCGUGAACUGUUCUAUGAUCUGUACAUUACUACCUGUAACCGUGCAAUAGACUUGUACGCGAAAGCCGGGCGUCGAAAAUUCGCUCUCAAGUUACAUGGUGCUCUUGCAGCACUUGACGUUCAUCGUGAGCGUCUUUCGAAUGCUCUAACCAUCUUCGCGUCAUUGCCAGCGCACUACGCCCCUCAUAUGUGGUCUUCUCUCGAGUCUUUCAUGUUAUUCCGUGCGAUCGAGGUUCAUGCAGGGCUGGGUAAGCCACAUGAUCGAGAAUGGAUCCACAUCAUACUGUCUUUUCUCAAGACACAUGUAAAUGACACGAGUAAGGAGCUAUUGAUGCCUGAGGAUGACAUGAGAACAUAUGUAUCCCAGGUCGUUGGCGCUCUGAAGGCUGCUGCUUCUGAGCUUGAUACAGACCUGGCUCAUCCCGAUCAUCCCGCCAUAUCAAUGCGAGUCAUGAACGGCGCCAAGAAACUGGAGACAGAGGAUAGUUGUUCAUUAGAUAUCGUCAUCCAUAAUCAUCUACCAUGCGACAUACCUAUCGAUCAAGUAAGCGUAGUCUUGACUGGCCGUGAUGGGGAUCGUUUGUGUUUUAAAACCAAUAUGGAUCAACUAUCUCCAGGAAAGUCAAAGCUGACUUUAUUCUGCCCAACUUCGUCUUGGGGUACGUAUGUCCUUGAAAGUAGCGAAGUACAGAUGUCGCGCUUGCAGUUCCAAUGGAAUCGCAAAGUUACUGCAGACAAGGCACCAUCUUCGCGAUAUCGCAACAUUACAUUGGUGCGAAUACCUCAAGAUUCAUCUUCCUUGGAUAUUCGCAUUCAACAACCACGUCAAAUUGAGCUCGGAUCAACUUCGAAAAUCCUCCUGAAAAUAUUUACUGGUCGUAAUGAGGUAUCCAAGGCUUCAAUCAAACUUUCACCUCCUCCUGGGAUUCAGUUUAAAUUUUCGGAGGCUCUAUUGGAGAGUGAUGGCAUAGGAAAAUUAGAAAUUACGAAUGACUCGCUCACGCUUUUAGACGCUCCUAAAGAUUCAACUAUCGCUAUAUCAGUCCCUCACUCUGAUGCUUCAGCUUUUCAUGCCAUGAAAGUUGCAGUCGAAAUUAACUAUAUUACGACUCACGGUGUACCACUUAUGCGGACUCUCAGAGCAGCGAGAGUCGUCGCUGUCUCUUUGCCUAUCUCGGUUAACGUAGAGGAUUUUUUCCGUGGAAAAAGACUAUUCUCAAAAUUCACGGUCAGUACAACCACCCAUCAGCACGUCCGGAUACGCUCCGCACAGCUAGUGAAUCCAGAAGGAGAACUUGAAAGCGUAAAGAUCGCAGGAUGUCGUCCUGGUCCACAACUCGUCACGGUCACUCCCGCCAUUCCCGCCAACUUCCUCUUUUCUAUGGAAUCUUCCAAUGGCCCAGUGCGGGAGGCACUAAAUCUCGUCAUCAGAUAUAGACUACUACGAGAAGAGGUCGAGUCUCUAAUUCACAACUCUAUCGAGGCAGUUAUCCCAGAUUACUCAAAGCUGCAGGCAAACCGACAUCUACUUAUCAAAAAGCUGGUGGCGAUGUUGGAGGGCAAUUCUAGCUGGGUUGAAUUGUACAGUCUGACGGGCGAACUUAAGUUGCCUCCUCGAGCUGACCCAGAUAUUGAAUUCGAAGAAGCAAUCAUUUCCGUAGACAAGGUAUUGUCGCAGAUUCGACCGUCGGAUUUACCGGAUUCUUCAUGGAGUGAAAUCAUAAUUCCCGUUGAUAUGCCAGUAAUGAAUAUUGUUGUCGCUGUCCAAUUGCGUGUUCUGUCGACGCCCUUCUGUACGAAGGCGCAGAACGAUAGUUUUCUUCCAGUAUAUGCGGGGCAGCCGAUAUCGGCGACGCUGACAAUAAAAGCAUCAUUCCACUGGGGUGAUGCCGAUACAAAGCCACAAAGCUACACAAUGCGAUUUGACGUCGAAGAAACGUUGAGGGAUUGGCUAAUAUGCGGAAGGAAACGUGGUGACCUAUCAGUUCAAGAUGGAGAGACCUAUAGCAUACCGGUAACGUUAAUCGCACUGCGCCAUGGCGAGCUGGCUUUACCUAAAGUUGCUGUUCGGCCUCUUCCCCUGGUUGGAGACAGUGGUUUGUCAACCUCCCUCCCCAGCACAGACACGUACCAACUACAUGGUGCUGAGACGAUUCUCGUACUUCCAAGAGGAGGAAGAAGCACAUUCGUAGUAGAUAUGGGUGGGGAGAAUUGAUGAAAGUUUCACAUUACACAAC